Molecule: messenger RNA, 400 nt
Organism: Aspergillus glaucus CBS 516.65
Lineage: Eukaryota; Fungi; Ascomycota; Eurotiomycetes; Eurotiales; Aspergillaceae
Exons: 1
Coding region: 91-291 (66 amino acids)
Source: RefSeq, a predicted model, not a curated record
GGGCUUGUCCUUGACGCAUAAUCGGAACUUGGGAAUUGGAUUCGCCAUUGCGGGCAUGGGGUUGAUGGGGUUGAGUUUUGCUCUGACGGCAUGAUAAUAACAUUGCAUACGACUCGUAUAAACGGCAUACUUAUCUUGACAAUAAUGCAUUGUUGGGCUUCUUAUGGGAACAGUUCAAUAACCUGGAUAUCUUUCAUUACGCAUUGCACGAGUUACGAUUAUUUGGUUUUUUUUUUUUUUUUUUUCGAUUGCUUCGGUUUGGCUAGUUUGUUUAUAAAUAGAAUGCAUUAGUCUUGACAAUAGGAUACUACAAUUGGACUCAUUGUGUUGGAGAAGCUUUUCACGGUAGUAGAGCAUGCAUAGUCUUAGACUGGAAAAUGCUCUAUAAAAUGGAAGACAU